Messenger RNA from Clonostachys rhizophaga, 1689 nucleotides. The record is from the annotation of a GenBank genome assembly. NCBI's taxonomy places the organism in Eukaryota, Fungi, Ascomycota, Sordariomycetes, Hypocreales, Bionectriaceae.
AUGGCUGCCGAAACAGCGGCGGAAACCCGCACUAAGCUCGCCUAUAAGAAUCGAUGGAAGACUUUGGCAAAUAAUCCCAAGCUCAUGGUGAUUGCCCUGUUUGCCUCAUUUGGUGGCUUCGAAUAUGGCUAUCAACAGGGUGUUCUCGGCCAAUCCCUGGUCAUGUACCGCUUCAAGGACAACUUCCCCAACGUUGUCGCCUCGUCCAGUGCCACUGGUUGGCUGACCUCCAUCCUCCAGCUUGGUGGUAUUCUCGGCUCUCUCUCUGCUGGCGUCCUCGGCGAGGUUAUUUCCCGUAAAUAUACCAUGUUCUCGGCCUGCUGCUGGGUCAUUCUUGGUAGCUACCUCUACUGCGGCGCUACGUAUCAUAAUUCCUCCCUGCUGUAUGCCGGCCGCUUCUUCACUGGCCUCGGUGUUGGCACUUUCAGUGGUGUUGGACCUUUAUACAACGCCGAAUUAUCCGCUCCCGAGCUCCGUGGCUUCCUCGUUUCCUUCUACCAGUUCUGUACGAUUCUCGGCAUCAUGCUCUCCUUCUGGAUCGGCUACGGCAGUAACAACAUUGGCGGGUUCGGUGAGAACCAAUCCGACCUAGCAUGGAGAUUGCCCUCGAUCAUUCAGGGUAUCCCCGCAGUUCUCCUCGCCGGCGGUAUAUGGUGGCUUCCAUUUUCUCCCCGCUGGCUGGUCAAGAAGGGCCGCAACGAGGAGGCUCUUAAGACGCUCUCAUACCUGCGCAAGCUCCCCGAAGACCACGAACUAGUCCAGGUGGAAUACAAGGAAAUCCAAGCAGAGUGUCUCUUUGAGCAGCGCGCUUUUGCUAAAUCUUUCCCCAACCUGGCCGCCAAGGAGGAAGGGAGCAUCUGGACCCGAGAGUUCGCCCAGUACUAUGACAUUGUCCGCACCAAGGAUAACUUCAAGCGCGUUGCUACCGCCUGGCUGGUGAUGUUCUGGCAGCAAUGGUCUGGUAUCGAUGCCAUCAUUUACUACGCCAGUAACGUCUUUGAAAGUCUCGGUUUGACUGGCGGAACUCAAGCACUCCUCGCCACCGGUGUCACCGGCGUCGUCUUCUUCGUCUCAACCCUCCCCGCCAUGGCCAUCAUCGACAAGGUCGGCCGUAAACCCAUGCUCUACGUCGGCUCCGUCGUCAUGUGGAUCUCAAUGGUCCUGGCGGGUAUCAUCGUUGCCAAGUUCCAGCACGAUUGGGUUACUCACGCAGCUGCCGGCUGGACCGCCGUUGCAUUCAUCUGGGUCUACGUGGGGGCCUUUGGUGCUACUUGGGGCCCUGUGUCCUGGACUCUGGUCGCCGAGAUAUUCCCUCUUUCCAUUAGAUCGAAGGGCUCUUCCAUCGGUGCUUCCAGUAACUGGCUCAACAACUUCGCCGUCGCCUUCUAUGUCCCCCCCAUGUUCGAGAAGCUCGAAUGGGGAACCUACAUUUUCUUCGCCGUAUUCCUCGCCGGUAGCAUUGUCUGGAUUUACUUCUGCCUCCCCGAAACCAAGGGCGCCACGCUUGAAGAGAUGGACCGUGUUUUUGGCAGCCACACAGGCGAGGAGGAUGCCAUUUUGCUCAAUGAGGCGAGGAGAGACGUCGGCCUUCUUGAUCUCCUUGAGCAGGAUGCCAUCAAGGCCGAGAAGGAUAUGUUGAAUGAGAGCGAGAAGCAAGAGCACCGUGAAGAUGUGGAGGCUACUCGAUAA